AUGAAGCGAGCCCUGGUGCUGGGGGCAUCGGCCCUGCUUAUCCUGGCGCUGAACCAGAACGCCAUCCGGGAGCUGGAUGUUUCCCAGUUUCUUGCCAAGCCUGUGAUCGUGAUCCAGUCCUCAGACAACGUCACCAAGCUGCUGGGAGCGCUGCUGCGGGGGCUCCAGGCUACGGCGAAGAUCACGUACCAGGCGGUGCUGCUGGAGAACCUGCUGGCAGUGCUGGCACAUGGCAGCAGCAGUGACAGCGGGGCUAGGAGCGGAGUGGGGGUCCCUGGUUUGCCCCCUGCCCCGGUCACUGACCACCCGCCGGCACUGUUCCUGCAGAAGUACCUCCAGCAGCUGUGGAACACCAUCCUGCUGAUCGCCCUGCUGCUCUUCACCGGGGUGAUGGUGCAGGCCCAGCGGCAGUCACGGCAAUGGCUGCGGGUUCUGCCCUGCUCCCAUGAGUUCCACCGGGACUGUGUAGACCCCUGGCUGCUCCUGCAGCAGACCUGCCCACUCUGCAAGCGCAACAUCUUGG
This is a messenger RNA of Pterocles gutturalis (yellow-throated sandgrouse), 523 nucleotides long. RefSeq names its product ring finger protein 215 (gene RNF215). NCBI's taxonomy places the organism in Eukaryota, Metazoa, Chordata, Aves, Pterocliformes, Pteroclidae. The record is from RefSeq and is a predicted model, not a curated record. Gene Ontology annotation, molecular function: zinc ion binding; ubiquitin protein ligase activity; frizzled binding. Gene Ontology annotation, biological process: ubiquitin-dependent protein catabolic process; negative regulation of canonical Wnt signaling pathway; Wnt receptor catabolic process. The transcript has 5 exons. The annotation marks the transcript as partial.